Molecule: messenger RNA, 3045 nt
Organism: Pseudozyma hubeiensis SY62
Lineage: Eukaryota; Fungi; Basidiomycota; Ustilaginomycetes; Ustilaginales; Ustilaginaceae
Exons: 1
Coding region: 1-3045 (1014 amino acids)
Biological process (GO): regulation of glycogen biosynthetic process
Cellular component (GO): protein phosphatase type 1 complex
Molecular function (GO): glycogen binding; protein phosphatase 1 binding
Source: RefSeq, a predicted model, not a curated record
AUGCUCGUGAACGCAUCCUACCAGGCUUUCGACCGUGUUCCCGACAAGCGACUCCAGCACGUCAAAGUUCCUCACUCGUCACACGUCCACAUCGUCACUGGCAACGACCAACUCGACGCAAUGACCCUCGCGACGCCACCUGUCGAGGUCAGUGUGCUCACCGACAGUCGUGGAGGCCCCGCCAACAACGCAGGCCAAGACCACCAGCGCAACCCUGCGCCUGUCGCCAGCACAUCCUCGUCCGCGUCCCACAACCUGGCGCAGCCCGUGCCGACGCGACCCAAGAACCACAUGCGUGGCGUCGCCUCGGACUCGCGUCUCUGGACAACAGGACGCAGCUUCUUUGAGGGGCGCUACAGUGAACGACAGACCUACGUCUCCGCCUCAGAGCAAAAGGAGCUCGAGGCGGAGCGCGACGCCAUUCAGCAGAUUCAGAACGCUCAGGCGGCUAAGCGUCGCGCCAAAAUGAUGAGGCUCACCCCUGCCUUCCCUUCCGCCCAUAGAGAGAACGUCCAUACCCCGAGUCCGCCUUCCAGCGAGGCUUCAUCCGCACGCACAGCCAGUGAGGCAGAUCUCCCGACGCCACCUGACAAUCGACUUCCCUUCCCGAGCCCCAAGACGCGCAUAGGCAUGGUCGCGGCACAGAACGCAGUCGUGCCUCUCCAUCCAGGCUCAAGGAAGGCGCUCGCUCUUAAAGCCAACAGUCCCGGCCCAGAGGUCCUUGGCGGCCUCAGCCUCGACCUUCAAUGUCUGCCAUCGCCCGCCGGCGAUCGCAGUUCGAUCUCCUCCACCGCUUCUACCCACUCGGAGCUUGUCCGCAAGAAGUCGGGCGAGCCCGUCAAGUCGUCUCUCAAGUCGUACACGGGCAGCUACAUCGUGCCGCGCUCCGCCAGUGCAGCCACCUUCCCCACUUCAAGCCAUGGUGCUAAAUCCGUACCCACCACGCCCAGCGCCAUGAAGACGGUGCAUUUCGAUCCGCAGCUCGAACAUGUCAAGAUCUUCAAGGUCAAGGGACGUCCACAAGCUGUCUCGCGCGAAGGAAGCCCAGAGCACACCGAGACCGAGACCGAGGAGGAGCGCGACUAUCCUUGGUUUGGAUCCCGCCGUGGAGGCGGUCCGAGCCGAUCCGCCGGCAACCGAAGCCCCAUCAACCUUGCAACUCCUCCAGCCACCGAAGCAGACGAACAGCUCGUGCUUCGCUUGCCCAACUUCCCCUCGUCUGCCAAGCUCUCGCUCGACAAGGACAUCUUCCUCGAGCGGAUCUAUCUCUCAGAUGAUCUACGAUCCGUUCGCGGUACUGUCCAAGUCAAGAACCUCAGCUUCGAAAAAUGGGUCGCCGUGCGCUUCACUCUCGACCAUUGGGCGACCGUGAACGAGGUGUCGGCGGAAUAUUCGGAGAGCAUCAAGGAAGGCAACGCCGAUCGCUUUGUCUUCUCGAUCAAGCUCAACGAAGUGCUCAACUGGCCUCGCGGUGCCGGUCUCAACGAGACCAAGACCAUCUUCCUCUGCCUGCGCUACACCACCGGUGGACGCGAGAUCUGGGACAACAACGAUGGCGGCAACUACCAGCUCGACUUCCGCAAGCGUCCCACCCAACCUGCCGAGGCGUCUCGCAUGCCUCCUAGCUCGAAGGAAGUAUCGUCGUCGUCGUCGUCCUCCUCCUCCUCGUCCUCCUUCGGCAAUACCGUACCACGCAGAUACACGCUUAGCGCCAUGGGACCGGACGCAACUUCCUCCAUUAUCGAGAUGGGUCGCAGGACUGGCGUGUACGGACAGAAGACUACCCGCGACCAUGCUAUGGAGAGGCUCAAGCAGGAGCUCGAGCGUCUUCGUUCCGAUGAGGAGGAGGCCGACAAGGUUCCUGCUUCCGGUACCUAUGCCUCUGAACUUGCCAAACGUCGCUCGCCGCCCGUGUCUCCGGGCGGUGCCGCAAAGCCUGGCUCGCCUUCCGUGUGGUCGGCCAGGUACGACUUCGGCGCUUCGCUCCGAGAUCCCACUUCCGGCAGUCGUAAGACCGAGGCUGGACGCGCCGCCGCGCUCGACUACUUUUCUGCACGUCCAUCCGCCGUUGCAACGAGCCCGAUGCGCUCCUCCUUUGUGGUCAGCGCCGCUACUCCUUCCCCCGAUGGUUCAACGCCUAGGAGUGCCGCAGACCUCGUUCCCAAGUUUGGCCGUCUGGGCAUGCUGAGCCCUGGACUUGGCGAGAUGGUUGUGGAGCAUCCCGCUGUCUCGAGCUCCAACACCAGCUCGCCCAGCGGAUCCAUGCUGCAAGUGCCGCAGAUCAAGGGUUUGGGUGCCUUGUCUCCCGAUACACCCUCGUCCCCCACCCCAACGUCAUCGACGCGCUUUAACUCGUUCCCGCCCAAUCGCAAUGUGCAGAGCCACAGCAUGCUCAGCAUGUGGGACGACGAUGCACGCAAUGGCACCAGUUCCGGAUCUGCGUCCGGAUCUGCCUCGGGAUCCAGGUCGGGCACUCCACCCUCUCCGCUCGGCUUCUCCACCCCGAGAGUCGCGAUAAAGAAUGACGGGACCGUCCUCGAGGACUAUACCCCGGAUGGCAGCCAAGCGUCGCCGAACUCCAUGACAAACUCGCCCAAUCCCUUCUCGCCUGCACUCUCAGCCAGCUCGGUCGAUUCUGAUUCGACGGCUAUGCUGGACGCCAGCGGAAAGUCAAACAUGUCGAGCAAUUUGGAGAAUCUGGAAAGCGGCCCUUCGUCUUACCAGUACCUCAGAGCCGAUCAUCUCGAGGGCAGGAACAGACCCUCCUCGUUUGUCGAUGGAGGCGAUGCGGAGCAGCACGGCUAUUCCUCUUCGGCGCUGUCAUCCACGACGCUCUCGCCGUCCUCGGAGUUGGCCACGCCGGACGAGGAGUUCAUGCGACCUUCCAACUUAACCAGCUUCAACGAACUUGUCGCGCGCUUCUGCUGGAACAACGACAACCAGGUACCGCAGGCCAGUCCAGAUAGCCCGGCUCUUGCUGCGCACACUCCAACUUCGGCCUCGGGACGCUCGACCCCCAUCGCCCGCGCUGGUGGUGCCUACUGA